AUGGCGGCCCGUCGGAGCUCCGCGGUAACUGCCGCUUCUGUCGUGUCGGAGCUGGAGGAUAUUUUCGAGGCUGUGUCCAAUGAUGAGGCAGGUUCAUUUGAUCUGGAGAAGGUGUUGUCCAGUACUAAGGUGAAAAACGCUGUUCAACGAGGGAGCAAGGAGGUCCUGAACACACUCAUAACGCAGUUCCCAUGGCUUACCCCAGCGGACACUAUCGGCGUGCGGAACAGGCAGCUUCUGAACGAGCUGUUGACGGCUGGGGCCUCUGUUGGUAUACAGCAUGCCACUGAUGUAAUAUCAGCGUUGGUUAAUGAAGCGAUACUUCUGGUGGAUCCUACUGUGGAGGGUAGUGCUAAGAAGACGGCCAAGGUCCGAGUGGUCCUCGGCAAGGCUACCUUCCCUGAUCUGGCUGCGGUCCGUGCGAGAUGCCGACAGAUGUUGAAGGAAUACGAUGUCAACGAGUUGUUGUCUGAUGAGGACCAGAACAUCAUGUUGCAGCUGUUGAGGUAUCACCCACGUAAGAUAGCCCAUCACUUGGGAGAGCCUCCUCGAGCUGAGCCAUUGGAACUCCAGGAGGUUGUGGAUGCAGUGAAUGUUGUAUUUGUGGGAUACAACGAGAACCACGACUGUCGGUCCUUCUUCGUGCAGUGGAAAUCGGACAUGUCUGCUGAAGAUUUCUCCUACGUUCAGUGUGUGCAACAUUUCCCACUGCCGACCACAGAGGCACUGGAACUGAUUACCGAUUGCCUGGUAGAGGUUGCUGGGUCCUCAGUACCCCGUGUUGAGAUCAGCAUGGGUCAGCUUGUGGCGAGGAAGAUGCCGUUCAGGAUGAAACCACUGGACACACUGAGGAUGUACACCCGGUUCUGUUUCAAGUUGUGUAGGAAGGCUAAGAGGCCUCAUCUCAUACAUAAGAAUAUUCUGACGGCCGUUUUCGAGAGACUCUGUGAGAUGGACCUCGAGACUCAGACCGACAGUGAUGGGGAUAUCGCCUUUACAGAAGCCGCGGGUAAUCCCCGUUCGGAAGAGGACAUGGACCUUAUGGCGCAACGGCUUGAUGCGCUUAUGACUGAGUGCUUCCGGUUUUUCCACAAUACUUUGAGUGUAUCUAGUGGCGAUGCAGCAGCGGGCGAGGCACCGAGCGGUCAAGACAACAGACUGGUUUCUUAUGUACUGGGACAUUUCGAGGAGGUGGUCUUGAGGACCCACAAGACCAAAUAUGUGCAGUACUUAGCGUACUAUGUGUCUUCUUUGCAUAUCAAAUACGCCGAGGCCUUCAUAUGUAUCCUCCUGAAGAGAUUGUAUGGAGAGACUACUGAGGACGAUGUGGAAGGGUCGAAUCAGCAGUCCUCAAGCAGCCCUAACAGCAACAGCACUGGAUCGGUCAGUCUACGAGAUGAGGAUAAACGCCCGCACUUGACCGGGCUCAACAGCGGCAUGAGAGAUGACUUUAGGCGACGACUGUGUGGUGAAUACCUCGGUAACUUCUGUUGUCGCGCUACCUUCCUCCCUGACUCUUACAGUCAACAGACACUCAAGUUCAUGUUGGAAUUCGUACAGCAACAGGAGGAGCCGCUCAAUUUCGACACUUGCGUCCUCAUAGUAGUGGUCGUUCAGAGUAUCUGUUAUAUGCUGUGCUGGAAACUACAGGCAUGGGCUGCAGAAGAGAGCUCAGAGUUUUUAGAAGCUCUUUUCGAUAAGAACUCUCACAAGUCGCUGGUGUAUACUCUGACGGUCCAGCCCAAGCUGCUCGACUUUGUGGCUCCUCCUCUGCUACAGCAGUUGGCCAGAACAGUGGCAUCGGUCCCAUGCGCACAACCAUUAGGGGUUCUUAUAAUGGAGGCAUUGGCUCAUCAGUAUGCCUCUAUGAAUCGGGGCCAACCAGUGGACGGGAUCCCGCCGAGCCCUGAUCCGGAGGCCAGCGAGUUCAACUUCCAGAACCUGAAUUGGAAGGAGUUCGAGAGGAAGGUCAUGGCCCAGCGUCGAAGCUCUAUGCCGGUGGCACCUGGAUCGAUCAACUUGGCGCAGCGGCUUCAACCGGUUUACCCCUUUGAACCCUACAACCUCCGACAUUCCCAGCAUUUCAUCACCGAGAUCUAUCGUGAAUGGAGUGAUGUGUCCGAGGUUGAUGAUAGCACUGUGGAGUCGGCCGUGUUGGGUAUGGUACCUGCUGGAGCUCUUGGACUGCCCAAGGAGAAAGCUGCUGAGGAGCUGCUUACGUUCAUGUGGAAGGAUCCGGUGUCCAGCGAUGCAGACGACGAUGCGGCCUCAGGGGCCUCGGAUGACUCUGAGAUCAGCUUGGCUGGUGAGAUCGACCAUGGUGGGUAUUCAUCUAGUGCUACUGAUGAGGAGAUCACUUACAACCCUCAUGCGAGGGUGGCAACUCCAGGGCUCCGGAAAGCAGGCUUUGCCAAUACCCUACAUGCCCCGACCAAUACGGAUCAUGGUUCCGGCAAGGAAGGACAUGAUCGCCCAACCAUUAUCGUCACGCCGUCGCCAGCAUUCCACCCAGGACACGUACCAGAUGUACCCCGACCUCGACGGAAUUCCAACCUGGAUCAGCCCUCACCUAAGCGUCAGAGGCUUAUGUCUAUUGAUGAGGAUGAUGAACUAUACGACAGUUCGAUCCCUCUGCUGCCGCCGGCCACAUUGGUUGCUGGUGAUGACUCGUCAGCUAAUCAUUGGGAUGAACCUGAUUACGAUGAUGAGGAUGAGUUUGAGAUGGAGGAUACGUUGGCCAACAGGGUACUCCUUAGUGUUAUGGGCAGCAGGGCUUUCCGGAGCAGCACAUAGCCUUAUAGUAGCUCUAGGACUAUUACUAUCACGUACCAACCUAAUA
Perkinsus marinus ATCC 50983 is the source of this 2839-nucleotide messenger RNA. RefSeq lists its product as hypothetical. The transcript has 23 exons. The record is from RefSeq and is a predicted model, not a curated record. Gene Ontology annotation, molecular function: RNA polymerase I core binding; RNA polymerase I general transcription initiation factor activity. NCBI's taxonomy places the organism in Eukaryota, Perkinsozoa, Perkinsida, Perkinsidae. Gene Ontology annotation, biological process: transcription initiation at RNA polymerase I promoter. The coding region runs from base 1 to 2793 and encodes 930 amino acids. Gene Ontology annotation, cellular component: nucleus.